AUGCCACACUACCCGUUGCCGAUCAUGCCAAAGGAGAGCAAACAAUCGACGGUGAAUCGUACGGCGCCUGCUUCUGGUCCAUAUCCUGCUACUGCUGGGCCUGCGAGCUCAAGGAAUGCAGCAAUCUGGAGCACAUCGGACGACGAGAUUCUACUCCAGGCAAGAGCUUCCGGGUUGAACUGGCAGCCGAUCGCAAGUCGACACUUUCCCAACAAGACCGCAAAUGCUUGCCGGAAGCGCCAUGAACGUCUCGUGGAGCGGCGACAUAUCGAAGAUUGGGACACGCACAAGCUUGAGCUGCUGGCUCAGGAGUACAUGGCUUGCAGGAAGGAAAUGUGGGAGAUACUUGCUUCGCGACUAGGCGAGCGGUGGGGUGUUAUUGAAGCCAAGUGCAUGGAGAAGGGUCUUAAGACUCUGCUCACCGUCUCUCGCACGGCGGAUAGGAAAGCCCACGCCGACAGCCAACCAAUGGAGGAUCGAGGUAAUUCAGACCACAACAGCGAUUCUGGCAUCGGCUUUGGGUCCGACACUGAGAUGGAGGCCAUAGGGGAGGCCGGACCAUCGACCAAAUCAUCCUCGUGGCAUGCUCCAGAAGACCCAAUAAUACGUUCUCAACCACAGCAUUCCGAGCACUGCCGAUCACGAAGCCUGCCGAUGCCCUUGCCACUCUAUCAACCUCCCCCACCGAUCGUACCACGACGGAAUUUCGAAGGCACAGUGCUCRCCACUAGCCCCGAAGACAUGUCCUUUGAGAGAACAACUCCCCCUCGACGCUGUUCACCUGACUCGCAAAAUGGGCGAGGUGGCAUCAGCAUACAAUCCGUUCUGUCGAACUGA
Ramularia collo-cygni is the source of this 837-nucleotide messenger RNA. RefSeq lists its product as uncharacterized. The transcript is spliced from 2 exons. The record is from RefSeq and is a predicted model, not a curated record. Lineage: Eukaryota; Fungi; Ascomycota; Dothideomycetes; Mycosphaerellales; Mycosphaerellaceae. Bases 1 to 837 code for a protein of 278 amino acids.